Antechinus flavipes (yellow-footed antechinus) is the source of this 942-nucleotide messenger RNA. RefSeq names its product olfactory receptor 13D1-like. Lineage: Eukaryota; Metazoa; Chordata; Mammalia; Dasyuromorphia; Dasyuridae. Gene Ontology annotation, molecular function: G protein-coupled receptor activity; olfactory receptor activity. The transcript has a single exon. Gene Ontology annotation, cellular component: membrane. Bases 1 to 942 code for a protein of 313 amino acids. Gene Ontology annotation, biological process: G protein-coupled receptor signaling pathway. The record is from RefSeq and is a predicted model, not a curated record.
AUGGACAAAGGGAAUUACACAGUUGUGACUGAGUUCCUCUUGAUUGGACUUUCUCAGUACCCUCAUCUCCAGAUGCUUCUUUAUGUGAUCUGCCUAGUGAUGUACUUGGUGAUCCUUUUGGGAAACAGCAUUCUUAUUAUCAUUAGCAUCCUAGAUCCCAACCUUCAUACUCCUAUGUACUUUUUCCUUGGGAACCUCUCCUUUCUGGAUAUCUGCUACACAUCUGCCUCUGUUCCCCAAAUUCUAGUUAAUUUCAUGUCUGAGAAAAAAUCCAUUUCCUUCACUAGGUGUGCACUUCAGAUGUUUAUGUCCCUUGGAUUGGGGUCCACAGAGUGUCUUCUUUUGGCAGUGAUGGCCUAUGAUAGAUAUGUCGCCAUCUGCAAUCCCCUAAGAUAUACAAUUAUUAUGAAUAAGAAACUCUGUGUGCAAAUGGCUGCCUGGACUUGGAUUAUAGGAUGUCUGAAUUCCCUGGCACAAACUAUACUGGCUAUGAUAAUGCCAUUCUGUGGGAAUAUCAUUGAACACAUUAGUUGUGAAAUCCUGGCCCUUCUUAAACUUAUUUGUAUAGACAUUUCUCUCAAUGUGUUUAUCAUGACAAUUGCAAGUAUUGUUUUCUUAAUCACUCCUCUUUUGCUCAUUUUCUUCUCAUAUGUUUUUAUCCUCUCCACCAUUCUAAGGAUCAAUUCUAGAGAGGGGAGGAAAAAAGCCUUUUCCACCUGCUCAGCCCAUCUGACUGUGGUGAUCUUGUUCUAUGGGUCAGCUCUUUUCAUGUACAUGAAGCCUAAGUCCAAGGAAUCAAAGACUUCUGAUGAGAUAAUGGCCCUGUCCUAUGGAGUGGUUACCCCAAUGCUUAAUCCCAUCAUCUAUAGUUUAAGGAAUAAGGAUGUAAAAGGGGCUAUGGAGAAAAUUCUAUUCAGAAAUUUAUUCUUCAGAAAGAUAUGA